AUGCCAUUUGAACCCGGUGAUGGCCGGCGCUCAGUGUCUCCGCUGAGUACGGGACGCUCCUCGCCUGCUCUUCGCGCCCCUCGCCGGGUCGAGGACGGUGUCGCGCAAAAGGAUAAGACGACUCGUCGCUAUGCCACUGCUAUAGAGCGUGCCCUUUCCUCAUUCGACAGUGCCCAACAAGAAUGGGCCGACUACAUUGCCUUCCUAGCCCGCCUGCUCAAGGCCCUCAACCCUCCUCCUCCGAACCUUGAAUACCUCCCCCACGCCCAGGGUGUUGCUCUGCGCCUGGCCCAAUGCCUCAACCCUGCUUUGCCCUCGGGUGUCCACCAAAAGGCUCUCGAUGUCUAUGCCAACAUCUUCUCCUUCAUUCCACCUCCAUCUCUCGGCCAGACUCUCCACGUAUACCUCCCUGGUUUGGUGCCAGUCUUGUCCUUUGCCUCUCUGUCCGUGCGACCCAUCUUCUACUCAGUCAUCGAGGAUCACAUCCUGAAACUAGAUUCGGAACAUAUCCGCCCUGCCACAAAGUCUUUGAUUCUAUCCCUGCUCCCGGGCAUCGAAGAUGAAACAAGCGAGGACUUCGACCGAGCUUUCCGCAUUCUCGAUGUCUUGCGGAAGUCGUCUGCUCGCGACAUGGAAGAUGAUCCUGAUAGCGAAGGAAAAGACGGCUACUUUUGGCAGUGCUUCUUCCUCGCCGUAAUAACAAACCCUUCUCGCAGGCAGGGUGCCCUGGCUUUCUUGACCCGUAAGCUUCCCAACUUUGCUCCAUCCAAAAUCGAAGACCGCUCCCUUCCCUUGCCUGCACAGGCCGCCAUCAACCCUGAGCCUGGCCUGCUUGUGCGUUGCUUUGCUGCAGGUCUCCAGGAUUCGCAGAUUCUUGUUCAGCGUGGCUUUCUCGAUCUACUCGUUACACACUUGCCGCUCCACUCGCCUGUAUUCCGCAACCAUGUCCGCUCCAAGGACAUGGUACUCAUAACUACUGCUGCCGCUGGCUGCGUCUUGAGAAGGGACAUGAGCCUGAAUCGACGACUCUGGUCGUGGUUUCUUGGCCCCGAUCCAACUGCUUCCGAGGCUGAGGAUGGUGCGCCCCUGUCGCCUACAGACUCACGCGGUAAUGUUUCCCAGAAACAGGCUAUGUAUUUCCAAAAGCAUGGUGCGGCCGCUCUUGAGAAGAGUAUCAUGAACAUGCUUGGUCAGCAAAGCACGAACCCUGCAACUCGCGCCCGACCCUUUCGCGUUUGUCUGUCUUUGAUGGAUCGCUGGGAAGUCGGUGGCUUGAUCGUCCCCAAAGUGCUGCUUCCGGCCCUCAGAAGCGCUUAUGAGUACAGCCAGGUUGGUUCACUAGCACAACUUGAGGAAGUGAUUCGCAGUGCAAGCUUGUUCUUCGAUGGCGUUGAAAGUAGUCUGAUCUGGUCGCGUCUGAUCAGUGUGCUUCUCUCGUCCUUCGAUACACGAUCAUCUGCUCCGGCCCAGUCGAUAGGAGAUCUUGAAUUUCUACAUUUCGUCAUCGAUCGUUUUGAUGUACGUGAUGAAGAAAUGCUUCUACGGCAUAUCCCAAACACUCUUCUGAUUCUCCUCGCCCGACUCGCUUCCAUCCUGCGUGAAAACAAGGAUGAACCCGAACGCUUCAUGAUUCUUGUGCUGAGCCUUGCGCAACGACUGUUGCGUGUGUCGCCCCCUCGUGCUUUCGAGCACGACAACAAUGAUGGUCACCCCAAAUCCUCUUGGCAAUCUGAUAGAUGCCAUGUGGUCGUCAAUUCGCUCAUACAACAGUAUACCAAAGAAGACUUUGACGAAAGCACGAUGGACAAUUUACAUCUCGAUCGACGCAGUACUGCUGAAUACAUGCUACAAAGCAUUGUUGAAGUCUUGAGAUUGGCCCUGACAUCAAGUACGUUGGCCAACCAACUUGGUCUGAUCACGGACUGCUUCGUCAGCAUUAUUACCAAGACACCCAGCUCCGAAGCGUUGCGCAAUGCGAACAUUCAUGACACAUUCAAGCAUGCUCUUGAUAAGGAGAGUUUGCUACAAGACUCUUCGACUGAACAGUCAUCGUUUUUGGUCAUCAAUUCCAUCAUGUCAGUCAUAAUCGCCAGCGUGGGUGGACAACAAUCACAAUACUUCACUCCCGAACAGAUUAUGGACCUCCAAACUAAUGUUCUGAACGGUAUAUGGCAUCAUCUCUCGCCCUUCAGACCGAAAUAUCAUGUGGAAGCUGUGCGAUUGAUAUGGCAGCUUGAGAGUUUGACCAAAAGUGAACAUCAGGUUGAAGCACGUCUAGCGUUGCUUGUUGGUGGCGAAUCCGAAGAAGACGGGCCAGAGGUAGCAUCAAGGUUUACGGUACUUUGGGAACAUACUAUGCAAAGCUUCAGUCCAAGGUCAGAAGGAUCAGGGAGGCCCAUGUCUCGUAGACCCAGUGUCAUGCCUACAUCGGGCGAGUUUGGGAGCGACGUUGACCCAGAGAAAGUCUUAACACGACCGCUGCUACUGCUCCUGGACUCGCUCAAUGCUGAAGGUACUGGUGCCGCUGACGUUGUUCUCUCAUGGCUCCAGAGUCUUUCGAGCCUGGAUAGGGUUUUCUACAUCAUAUGCUCCAAGCUGCAUAACGAUAUGAACAACUAUGCUUAUGAAGCAGGAAAGACAGAAGCUCGGCACCGAACACGAAGGAAUGCAGUGCAACAUUUGGACGGCAUCCUCUUCUGUCUCAAGCAUUUGCGAAACCUUCUACGCCGUCCCAACGAACACUUGUGGCUCACUCUCUCGAAUCUCCAGUUCGGCUUUUCAGGCAGUCCAAGAGGCGAGACUCCGAAGACUGAUGCCAUCGAAUUCAUUGCUAAGAUGUGUCUGAGAACUCUGGCAUUGCAGGGACACACCGUUCCCCAGUCCCUCCAGCACGCAGCCUUGACUAUACUUCAAACACUACUCGAGUGUCCCAACGCGUUCAUCUUGAAGCAGUUGGAGAUUGAUGAUGCACUGAUUGGUACAUUAAGCAAGGCUCUGAAAGGUCCAAUUGGAGCGCUUCAAACUGUCUACCUUGAAACCAUUUCUAAGGCACUGAAGCUACGAGCAACGGCAGCGCACAGUACCUUUGCCAUGCCUCGAAGUCCACUCGCCUCUCACAGGCCGUCCCUCACAAUCGAGGUGCCCGAGAAGGCGCCACAGCCGGUGAUCUCUACGCCCCCUCCUGAGUUGUUGAGCUGUCUCCGUACUGGCCUGUCAUCGCCUUCCAGCCGCCUCUUCUUGGAGCACUGGGUCGAGUUCCUUGACCAGGUUCUGCCGCUCUAUGCAGACGCUGUUUUUGCCAAUUUAUUGCCUCUGGUGGAGUGUAUCUGCAAGCAAGUCUCAAUCGCUUUCAGAUACGUGAAACACAUUUCUCACUCGACACACGAACAAAUCGAGUCCGUGCCUAUCUCAACUUUAUCUGCACUUUUGCACGGGCUUGAGCUUGUUCUCGCUCAUGUGCAUCGACAGUUCCAAAGCGAAGAAAUCGUCAGUCCCGUACCAAAGUCUCCCGAGCCAUCGCAAGGCUUCUUCGGCAAUAUUUCUGGCGUGUUUGCGCAAGAUGGACAACAAGCACCUCCGAGCAAGACUAGUCGCAUAAACAGCAGACUCACCAUGAUAUUGUCAUUCCAGGACGCAAUUCGAAUCUGUUUCUCCAUCUGGGCUUGGGCGAGCAAUGAAAGUGGUCGGUCAGAUACGACAUGUGCAGCGACAAUAUCCUUGAAUGCGCUCAAACUAAGAAACCGUACGCGAAAGAUUCUUGAGAACCUAUUUGCAGCGGAAGAGCUGGAGUGUCUCGAAACACUGGCUUUGAUUUGGUCCCGGUCCAAGCCAUCUCAGGAAGCUGAAUCUGCGGCGGUGUUCAGUUUGCUCCUAGUCUUGGAUGGCUCCAGACCCAAGAACACUGUCCCUGUCAUUAUCAAUGCUUUAUACAGUCGAACGAACAUUGACGCACUGGACAUUGGACGUAGAUCGAGCUUGACAUCAGAUUUGUCUACGGCUGAAGUGGCCGCUUUCUUGCUCAGCUAUUCGCGCGCUAUCGAAGACGACGCUACAGAUGAGAUAUGGACCGAGUGCACCAUCUUCUUGAGAGAUGUUCUCUCGAACCCACUACCUCAUAGACAGAUUCUACCAUCUCUGCUAGAAUUUACAGUCUUGCUCGCCGAGAAGAUCGACAACACCAACUUUGGUGAACUGCGUAAGAUGCGCCGCGAAUUGGGCGACAUCUUCCUUCGAUUGUUGACCGCAACGUUCACGGCAAGACCGCUCACCAAUAUCCUUGAAACCCCGACGGCCGGGUCGCAGCUUCCCAGUGGAGCUAGCGAUCUCAUACACAGUCUUCUCUACGCCACACCGAAACUUACAACAAUCCUGCAGAGUAACGACAGGGUGCAGACUGCAGUGAACACCAUAUCAAACAACGUCAUGACCCCUGCUUUCCACGCAAAGGCAUUCCCUGAGAAUGUUAACAAGGAUUUGUUGAAGCUGUUCGAGUACGUCGCUCAGCAGGGGCCAAGUUCAAAACACUGGAAGAAGGACAUUUCUGACGCUUUCAACAACCCUCGAUUGUUGACAUGUUCCGCAGACUUGAUGCAAGAUGGGUGGUAUCCUGUAUUGCGCAAGUGGGCGCUCAGCGACAAGGAUCGUCUUCCUGAACUUCUGUCCAAGAUCACCGCUCCUUCCACAGCCGGCAUCAUGUUUGGCGUCGGCGCCAAUGCAGCACGUCUCGAAGCCGACCGAAGAACGCAACUCACGCUUCGAAAAGCAAUGCUUCUCAUGCUUUCCUGUGAGCAAGACACUUUCGUAGGCAACCUGACGCAGAUCCUCGACAAGGUCGUCGAUCUCUGCGCAGCCGACCCAUCAUCCUCGCCCUCAUCGACAACGCGAGCAGACGUCUUCAUGCUCUUGCGCGCCAUGAUCCUUUCCUUCUCACCCAUUCACCUCUCCGCCAUCUGGCCAGUGCUUAACGCAAACCUCCAAAAGGCAAUCACUACCUGCCUACCCGGUGGUCAAGAUCAAGAGACAUAUAGCAACCUAUCACUCUUGCAAGCUUGCAAACUCCUCGACUUACUGACGACACUCACACCCGAUGAAUUCCAACUUCACGAAUGGUUAUACAUCACCGACACCAUUGACGCAGUCUACCGUCCCGUCGACCUCAACCCCGUCGCCCUCACCGACGAAGCAGCAGAAGCUUUGGGCAUGGAUUCAUCCGACCACACCACCUUCACGCCUUCAACCGCUCCCACCACCGCCAAUGAAACCGGUGUCAGAAGACCCUUCCUCGGUGGUUCGGUAAUGGACGGAGCAGACAUGAAGGCGAUGGCCAAAGAUGACUUUUUGCGCGGAGUGUUGCAGCCAUUCUUUAGUCAGCUGAGUAUGUUUGCGUAUGAGGCUACUUAUAGUAUGGGUGUGCCUGAUGUGGAGAUCUGCAGGAGGGGAUUGUUGGAGGAUGUUCUGGAUGAGAGUACGAUGGCUUGA
Molecule: messenger RNA, 5478 nt
Organism: Aureobasidium pullulans EXF-150
Lineage: Eukaryota; Fungi; Ascomycota; Dothideomycetes; Dothideales; Saccotheciaceae
Exons: 2
Coding region: 1-5478 (1825 amino acids)
Biological process (GO): Golgi to endosome transport
Cellular component (GO): endosome; trans-Golgi network
Source: RefSeq, a predicted model, not a curated record